AGCUCACACGUUACGGACAAUUAUACCAAAAAAAGAUGUCCCUACGGUUUCCUUGUGGUCGUUUCUUAGCGAUGAGUGGGCACGGAGGUGACCCCUUGAAGCCAGGUCACGUCUGCAAGAGCAUGGUAGAGCGUAGGGCUCCCGGACAGCUGGGAAUAUUUGGUGUACACAACAUUGGAAUGGAAAAAGCCCCAGUCAGUAAACACACCAGUCAUUGAUUUCCUGUCAUCCACAGACUGUUGUGUGCAGUCGGAGAUAUUAACUUAACAAAGAAACUAUCGGCGAGGCACUAAACUUACGGAAGAGAACUGUUAGAGAGGAAUUAAAUAAGCAAGAGAGAGUCAGCGAGAGUGUGAGGAGGACAAGAAAGAGCUGAACAGGACACUGGCUGUUAUGAGUUCCACCAGUCAAGGAAAAUGGCCCGUAAAGAAAAGAAAGUACUUCUCUUCAUUAGGUCAAGACCAAGUGUCCCUGGAUCCAUCACUCCAGCCCACUGUCUCUGCUGCCCCACCACCUCAAAACCAUGUCCACCCCGCGUCAGAUCAAAUGCCGAAUCCCUCUGCGACAUUGUCUGCAUCAUUACACCAAGAUCUACCAUCAUCUGCAUCAUUACACCAAUCUCAGGGGACCUGUCUGUCCCCCAAACUGCUACAACUAUCACCUAGAUCGCUGCCUGAAGGCCGGAAGUCCGUUUUAGUAUCAGAAAGUGGCCGAGUAACAUCCAGUUCACUAAAUGAAGGUCAUUUAGCCACUAGGCCACUGUAUGAAGAUUCUGUUUCUUCCAUAUCACUAUAUAAAGAUCGGAUUUUGAAUAGAUUACCACACCAAGAUCGGAUUUUGACUAGAUCACCACAUCCAGAGCAAGUGGCCCCUAUGUCACCAUACUUGGACCGGGCGUCUUCUCAGUCACCAUACCCAAGCCCGAAAUCCUCUAGUUCACCGCACCAAGACCGACUGUUAAAUAGAUCACCACACCAAGACCGGCUGUUAAAUAGAUCACAUCAUGAUCAGCUGUUGAAUAGGUCACCACAUCAUGACCGGAUGACUGAUAUGUCUCCACACAUGGACCGGAUGCUUUCUCUGUCACCAUACCCAAGAAGAACAUCCUCCAGGUCACCACAUCAAGACCGGAUGUCCUCCAGAUCACCAUAUGAGGACCAGAUGCACUCUCCAUUACAAUGCCAGGACCAACACUCACCUGAUUCAAGCAUACCUUCACCCAGGUCCUACGAGAACACUUCACCCAGAUCCAGCGGGAGUUUCUCACCAGCGUCCUAUGAAACUCCCUCGCCAAUGUCCUACAUAACCCUCACCCCUGUGACUUAUCAUAGUGCUCAUCCGACUUCGCACCAGUCUCCCGUCAGAUCCUACCGGCCACAGGUCAUUCCAAGUUCAUGGGAAGGUAAAAUCGACCCUCAAGAAAAUCACAGUCAUUACCCCAGCCAAGCGCAUUCAGAGGGUCACGUCCACUGGUCCAUACACCCACCUCACGUCCAGCAAGACCCAUACAUCCCCGGCCUGAAGCAGGAGUCCUUCAGUCACACUCAUCAGGAUGGUUGCAAUAUCAUCCACUAUGACCAAUAUAGUGUAAGCCCAAAGACUGCCUACAGUCACACACAUCAGAAUGCUUCCAUAGAUACCUACCAGAAAUCUUAUAGCCACGUUCGUCCUUGCAACAACGUCCAUGAACACCAGUACAACACAACCCCGAAGGAUGCCCACAGCCACACCAAUCAAAAAUCCUAUGGUCACCCCGACCGUGAGUUCUACAGCCAAUCCUAUACGGACAUCUAUAACAGUCGCACCAACUCUCCGGAAGAAGGAGCUCUCGUAAUUGACCUGGAGGAGGAAGCAAUGGAUCUUCGCCUGGCAGCAAAGAUUGAUGCUCAGGAGCCAAUGGAUGAAGACAGUCAAGGAACCCAUGACUCCCUCAAGAAAAUCUCCACGAAAAGAAAACGAAAUCGAGGACCCAAGUCUUGGGAGUUCCUGAUGCGUCUUCUGGCUGACGAGGCGACCAAUCCUUCAGUGAUCCGGUGGGAGGACGAGGCUGCGGCCACCUUCAGACUGGUACAGCCUCAGGAGAUCGCCCGCAUGUGGGGAACCCGCUCCAGCAAACCCAACCUUUCCUACAAUAACUUUGCCAGAGCUCUCAGGUACCACUAUUCCACUAAGUUCCUGACGAAGGUGUCGGAGCGUCAGCUGGUCUACGGCUGUGGGAACGAAGCCUUGAAGUUUUUGGCCAAGCUGAAGAACCAGUCCUGCUAAUGGUUCCAGUUGUUCAUAGACUCACUAAGGUACCCAACUGGUUCAGUCAUAGUCUUACAGAGACGCCAGUCUGGUCCAUGGCGUUACUGUGAUGGCAACUCCUGGGCGUGCUGAAGUAACUGUUUGUUUCAGUGGUCUUGGUAACUGUGAACCCAUGCUGGAAACGCAGCUUGGUUUCUUAAACAGGUUGUUAUUCUUGGUUAUGUUGAAAAAAAUCAGGAGAAAUUGAUGUUUCAAUAUUUUACACGUCACCCUGGAACCUGGAACAUUGAGCUCAGUGGGGUAGGGGGUUGAGAGUGGGUUGUAGAGUGGAAUGUCUCAGUGGCACCUAGUACCUCGAACAUCUCAGUGGGAUGAGGGAUGGGAUGUGUUCCUACACUUAGGUAACAAACUUUGCAAGUAAAAAAAAAAACCUGCCAUUUUUUUACACUUGGUUUAAAUUUUUAAACAUUGUAUAUAAAAUUGUUUUUGUAUAAUGUAAAUUCAGUGUGUGUGUUAGUUACCAUUUUGUCCUAGGCACAUGUCGAUUAGUGUGUGUGUGUGUGUGUGUGUGUGUGUGUGUGUGUGUGUGUGUGUGUGUGUGUGUGU
Molecule: messenger RNA, 2853 nt
Organism: Cherax quadricarinatus
Lineage: Eukaryota; Metazoa; Arthropoda; Malacostraca; Decapoda; Parastacidae
Biological process (GO): regulation of transcription by RNA polymerase II; cell differentiation
Cellular component (GO): nucleus
Molecular function (GO): DNA-binding transcription factor activity, RNA polymerase II-specific; sequence-specific DNA binding
Source: RefSeq, a predicted model, not a curated record